AUGGUAAAAUUUAUUUGGAUCCUUUUCUCCGACAAGGAAUCUCUGUGGUGCCGUUGGAUCCACUCCAUCUUCUUAUCCAAGAGGAACUUCUGGAAUGCACCUCAACCUAGAGUAUGCUCCUGGUCUUGGAAGAAAAUUCUCCAGCUUAGAGGUAACUUUCGAAGCUCCUUUAGAUGGAAGGUUGGUAAUGGUUUCUCUGUGUCCCUUUGGCAUGACUAUUGGUUGUCGUGUGGCCCUCUUGAUUCAUUUGUGCCUCCAUCGUUCAAAACCGCUCUUCAUAUUCCUGAUAAUGCGGUGGUUGCUGAUUUAUUUUCGCCGUUAGGCCAGUCCUUUAAGGAGUUCUUACUGAGAUGGGGUAUAUCCCUCCCGAACUUGUCUUUAAGUAAUGACAGAUUUAUAUGGUGCGGUCAUCCAUCGGGCAUCUUCUCGGUUGGAUCUACUUGGAAUGUUAUUAGGAGUAAGAAAACUCCGGUUAACUGGGCUCCUCUGAUUUGGGACAAUGCCAUUGUUCCUCGGUACCAGUUCAUCCUCUGGCUUAUCGUGAAGAAUCAGCUUCCCACGCAGAGUAUGCUUCUGUCCUAUGGACGCAUUAACUUCAGUGUAUGUGCAUUCUGCAGCGAAGUCCCUGAUUCUAGAGACCAUCUCUUCUUCGGAUGUCGCAGCUCGACUUCUCUGGCCUUCUUUUGGGCCGCCAGAUGCAACCUUCCUUGGAGAAAUCAAUGCUGGAGUGAGGUACUCUCUUGGGCUCGAAAGUUCCUAACUGGAAAUGAUUUCUAUCAUAGAAUUGUCCGGUUCUCCUUCGGGACCCUUUGUCAUCUCAUUUGGAAGAAGAGGAAUGCAAUCAUCUUCAGAGGUGAAUCCCCUGUCGUUCUGGCGCUCAAAAACCACCUAAUUAAGGUGGUUAAGGACAAGGUUAGUACCUUUAAGAAUGUCGAUCCUGCUCCGAGGAACAAGCGGCUUCAGAGAGGAUGGGGCUUUGAUCCGGCGGUCUUCUCCUCGGUCUCCUGUUGA
This is a messenger RNA of Eucalyptus grandis, 1011 nucleotides long. RefSeq lists its product as uncharacterized. Bases 1 to 1011 code for a protein of 336 amino acids. NCBI's taxonomy places the organism in Eukaryota, Viridiplantae, Streptophyta, Magnoliopsida, Myrtales, Myrtaceae. The record is from RefSeq and is a predicted model, not a curated record. The transcript has a single exon.